GUUACGCUAUGGCGCAGAUAUAUCGAAAUACAUAUAUGACACCCUGACCAGCUUUGGGAUAGAGAUAGCAGCUCAAUUGUGGACAGCGACUCAAAUUAACAUUGCUCUGGAGAGUCUCAUUUCUCAAAUUCUUCAUCUUUUCACAGCCGGUUACAAUGGCCUCCACACUCACAUCCGUACCGUCGAACCCGAAAUCGAAAGAUCAGCUAGGUGACGGUGCCAUCAUCCAUGAGAGUGUACCGCUCGAAGAUGCCCAAGAUGCCAACGCUCAAGAGCACGACCUAACCUUUUGGGAAGCCCUCAGGCUCUAUCCCAAAGGAGUGUUCUGGAGCAUUGCCAUGUCCUCGGCUGUCAUAAUGGAAGGCUACGACACAAAGUUGAUUGGAACACUGUUUGCCCAACCCACAUUCCAAAAGCAAUACGGCGUGCAUGUCAAAGGCAAUUCGUAUCAAAUCACGGCCGCAUGGCAGACUGGAUUGGGCAAUGGAUCCACUGUUGGACAGCUCAUGGGUCUCCUUCUAGCAGGAUAUCUGAGUGAACGAUUUGGGUUCCGUCGAACGUUACUCUGCGGUAUGGUGUCAAUCAUCGGUCUUAUAUUCAUCCAAUUCUUUGCUCCGAACCUCAUUGUCCUCGUGGUUGGACAAAUUCUGUUCGGAAUACCACUUGGACUGUUCCAGACAACACCGGUGAUUUACGCACUCGAGAUCUCGCCAAUGUGUCUUCGUGCAUACUUGACCAACUAUGUCAACUUUUGCUGGGCCUUCGGUCAAAUUAUCGCGACGGGACUGAUGCGAGGCGUCCUAAGCCGAACCGACGAGUGGGCCUAUCGAAUCCCCUUCGGUGUACAAUGGGUUUGGCCUGUAAUCAUGAUACCGAUCAUCUACUUCGCGCCGGAAUCCCCAUGGUGGCUCGUACGCAAGGAUCGAGUCGAAGAGGCUCGCGCUGUCGUCCAGAAACUUACCUCUCCUGCAAAUGUCAAUUUCGAUGUUGACAAGAAUGUCGCCUUGAUGGUAGUCACAACCGAGUACGAACGAAUGGUCAGCUCAACAACAUCGUACAAGGGAUGCUUUGAGGGUGUGAAUCUCCGACGAACCCUCACAAUGAUCGGCAUCUACUGCAUCCAGACUCUCAACGGCAACCCUCUACGCGGUUUCUCCACUUACUUCCUGCAACAAGCUGGUCUGCCAACUUCGCAAGCAUUCAACAUGACCAUCGUAGGUUUCGGCGUAGCUAUUCUUGGUGGCUUCUUCUCGUGGGUACUACUCCCCCUCUUCGGCCGACGAACCAUCUACGUCAACAGCCUCGUCCUCAUGUUCAUUCUCAUGAUCCUCGUCGGCGGCCUCGGCAUCCCGCAAGCCGAAUCCGCAAAGACGACCUACCCCUGGGCCAUCGGCUCCCUCCUCAUCAUCUCCUCCUUCCUCUACAACUGCUCCAUCGGACCCCUAACCAACACCCUCUGCUCUGAGAUCCCGUCCGCCCUGCUCCGCAGCAAAUCCUUAGUCAUAGCCCGCUGGUCGUACGCCGUCUCGACUAUCAUCGCGGGAAUCCUGACGCCCUAUCAACUGAACCCGACGGCGUGGAAUUGGGGCGCGAAGACGGGGUUCUUUUGGGCGGGUGGGUGUCUGAUUUCGAUUGUGUUUGCGUUCUUUUAUGUUCCGGAGCCGAAGGGGAAGACGACGGCCGAGAUGGAUAUCUUGUAUGAGAAGAGGACGCCUGCUCGCCACUUCUCGAAGGCGGAGGUUGAUCUCGUGCAGACGGUUGCGGGCGUGGAAAAUGAGAAGGUGUGAGUUUUGCUGUCGUGUUGGAGGCGGUGGGCAGUCGGUAUUGAGGAUUUGGCGAGCAUAUUUAAGGUCCGAAGAUGGUGGUUCGUAAAGAUUAGGUGGUGAUUUGUAUAUAUUUCGAAUUGUGUAGAGCAAUAUUUAAGCAAGAGCAAUUGGUGGUGUUGAUUUGGUAAUUUCUGCGGCGAACUAUUAUGC
This is a messenger RNA of Aaosphaeria arxii CBS 175.79, 1976 nucleotides long. Its product is annotated as sugar transporter. Gene Ontology annotation, biological process: transmembrane transport; carbohydrate transport. The record is from RefSeq and is a predicted model, not a curated record. Lineage: Eukaryota; Fungi; Ascomycota; Dothideomycetes; Pleosporales. Gene Ontology annotation, cellular component: membrane. Bases 156 to 1787 code for a protein of 543 amino acids. Gene Ontology annotation, molecular function: carbohydrate:proton symporter activity. The transcript has 5 exons.